This is a messenger RNA of Panicum virgatum (switchgrass), 1775 nucleotides long. RefSeq names its product serine/arginine-rich splicing factor SC35-like. Gene Ontology annotation, molecular function: RNA binding. The record is from RefSeq and is a predicted model, not a curated record. Bases 436 to 1092 code for a protein of 218 amino acids. Lineage: Eukaryota; Viridiplantae; Streptophyta; Magnoliopsida; Poales; Poaceae. The transcript has 8 exons.
UCAACAACCGGAAAACAAUUCUGAGAAUUUACUCUCUCUCUCUCUCUCUAUGUGUGUGUGUGUGUGUGUCUUUUGUUUUGUUUUGCUAGGAUUCUGUAGGUGAACUUAUUUUAAGAAUUAGUGAAUGAGAUACAACUAAAUAAUUAAGCAUAUUUCGACAUAAAUAAUAAAAGUCGGUACGGCACCCAUAAUUCCAGUCUCAUCUUAAUUUUGAAUAUCUCGGAUGUCACAAUCUGCAAAAUUAUAGAUUUUCUUUUUGCAAAUUUGGAAAUUGAAAACGCGGCGAAUGAAUUUACUUGGCAAAAUCUAAUUUUCUAGGGCCACGGGCAGAGGCCAUCUGACCGUUCACCCCGUCCCGAUUCCCAAACCCCAAACAAACCCUGACCAGAACCCCUCGCCGCCGACCUCAGUUCCCGACCGCCACCGUCUCCGGCGAUGUCGCACUUCAGGCGCUCCGGGGCGCCGGAGAACCGCGACUCCUUCUCCCUCCUCGUCCUCAACGUCUCCUUCCGCACUACGGCCGACGACCUCUUCCCGGUCUUCGACCGCUACGGCGAUGUCGUCGACAUCUUCAUCCCGCGCGACCGCAGGACUGGAGAUUCGCGUGGCUUCGCGUUCGUGAGGUACAACUACGAGGACGAGGCGCAGAAGGCCGUCGACGGGCUUGAUGGGAGGAAGGUGGAUGGGAGGGUGAUCAUGGUGCAGUUCGCAAAGUACGGACCCAAUGCUCAAAAGAUUCAUAGGGGUAGGAUUACAGAAGAAACUUCAAAGCCAAGGGGUCAUUUCAGAAGCCGCAGUCCGAGAUGGAGGUAUCAAAAUGAUUAUCGGGACAGAGAUUAUAGAAAGCAAAGCCGGAGCAGAAGUAGGGAGAGGUAUGAACAGGAAAGAUACAGAGAUAAUCAUUAUCGUCGCCGUAGCGGAAUUCGCAGUAUUAGCCCUGAUUAUGACAGGAAACAUACCAGAUACAGUCGCUCUCCUGCACGUAGAAGCCCUGGUCAUGGCAAAAGCCACUCUCCUCGUAUGGCACCUUCUCGUGAAGUAACUCCUAGCAGGCCCAGGGAUAGCCACUCUCCACGUUCUGGAUGCCCUUGAGCCCACGCUAAAUAGCAUACAUUCUCAUAAUGCAGCUUGAGUGCAGGGUGAGUGGACUAGAGCUUUGGCAAAAAACAGAUUUGUCUUCUUGGUUGCUAAAGCUAUAUGGUGGUGAUGUGGAAAUAUUCCAUGGGCAUUCGACUCCCAGUACUGCACUUUGUGAACACCUGCGCCACUUUGAGAACUACAUACAUAUUAGAUAUUGUCAUCUCAAUACGGUUUCUUACUGUAGCCUGUGACCUGUAUAUUUCUAGUUACUUGAUGGAACGAAGAGGGGUUUUUUGGAUAAAGGUCAGGAUGCAAGUUGAUUACGUGUCCUUGCAGUUGACAAUGGUACUGCUGGUUUUCCUUGGAUGAUGACAGUGGUGGUGCUGAUGAUGCUGAUCAUUUCACUGGCAUCCCUUGCUGUAUGUCAAAUGAGAGGUUUGACUGGCAGAUUGCUUAAUCAUUCUGAACCAUCUAUCAAGCAUGGGUUCUGCUGGUAGUAGUAUUUGUUUGCUAAUGGUCGUGUUGGUUCGACUGGCAGAUUCCAUAAGCAUGUUGAUUAUGGAAUUGUGCAAGUCACCUAGACAUGCCCUAGAGUGCCAGCAUUAAAAGAAUCUUAGUCAUCUUGAUGUUCUGGUAACAUGGUAUUUCUAGGUAUGAACAUAUCCAGGAUAUUGAUGUCUGUGGUAUCAAUGUCA